This is a messenger RNA of Dicentrarchus labrax (European seabass), 2712 nucleotides long. Its product is annotated as chemokine-like protein TAFA-5. Gene Ontology annotation, molecular function: receptor ligand activity; G protein-coupled receptor binding. Lineage: Eukaryota; Metazoa; Chordata; Actinopteri; Moronidae. The coding region runs from base 149 to 526 and encodes 125 amino acids. The transcript is spliced from 4 exons. Gene Ontology annotation, biological process: G protein-coupled receptor signaling pathway. The record is from RefSeq and is a predicted model, not a curated record.
UGAAAUCUCCUCCACUCUGGAUUUGUCACUUCAGGCUCACGCGUGGUUUCAUAUCCCAGAGAUGCAGAUGCGCAGUGAGGAGGCACCAGCCUGCGGAUAAUCACAGUUUGGACUUUUUGGCUCCCCGUGCGGCUCCCGGUUCUCCCUCAUGCAGCUCCUCCGGCUGGUCUGGGCUCUGACUGCUGCUGCGGUCUGCUUCCUGCUCCUCCUGCUCAUCCACAACCAGAUCCUGAGAGAAGGACACCUGGCAGCGGGGACCUGUGAGAUUGUUACUCUGGACCGGGAUAGCAGCCAGCCGAGAAGGACCAUCGCCCGACAGACGGCCCGCUGCGCCUGCAGGAAGGGACAGAUCGCUGGGACGACACGAGCCAGACCGGCCUGUGUUGACGUUCGUAUCGUCUGGAGUCGACAGUGGUGUGAGAUGACUCCGUGUUUGGACGACGAAGGCUGUGAUCUCCUGGUCUAUCAGUCGGGCUGGACCUGCACGCAACCAGGAGGCCGAGUCAAGACCACCACGGUCUCCUGACAGCGGCGGCAAUGACUGAUGCUCCCUAGAGAAAGACUGGUUUCCAUUUUCCAUCGCCCAUCAUCGCCACGCGGAGCAUUCGCCGCAGCUACAGAUGACCAACCAUAAGCCGCCAUCACAGCCGCGAGGCGUUGGCACUUCCUGUUUCAUGCUUGGGUGACCAGUGCAGUUGUUUUCUGGGAAGAAAGUGACUCUGUUUAUUUUCCCGGAGAUUUGAAAAAGCGGAUUAUGACAAGCUGCUGGAUCGAUUUCUUUUGGCACAAAACUCUGUUUCGUUUUUACAGACCAAAGAUGAACAGAGCCAACAAUGACACGUUUUUAGAGGGACGGAGACUUUCAGAAGCCCCCCUCCCCACACACAUACCACCAUAUCCAUGUAAAGAAAUGAUGUGUUCAUUUUCAUAUUAUUAUAAAGUAAGUGACUUAAUGGAGCAAAGUAAAAUUGUAAAUGAGUUAUUGAUAAAACAUGUAUCUAUAUGAGGAGAGAUGUGCUGAACACCAGUUAGGUGGAGAAAGUGAGAAAACAUUUCUAUGAUUACAAAAAACUUUGUGCACUUUUAGCAGACACCUGAAGAUUAGAGGAGACUGUCAGUCAACCAGGGCAGGAAGAACAUCCAACAUAGUAACCAGAUUGUACUUUUAUAGAAAACCUACAUAAAUCAAAUGUUCACACAGUUACACAUUCAACACAGACACCAAAUUGGCAUCAGAGAAUAAAAUUUAUUAUAACACUAUUUUAUUUUAAACCUCUUUGGCUCCAUUUUGAUGUUAUUUUAAACACGAAAAUUGUUUGGUUUUGCAUAGUUCACUAAGGAUGCUUUCAUACUAACAGUCAGUUUUAAUUAUACUGUUAUACUGGUUAGCUGAAAGCAGAACAACAGAUGAGUGAACCACUGAAUUAAACAGCCACAAUAUGAGACAUCAUCCUGAUGACUGAAUUUAUAAAUAUAAAUAACAGAUAUGUUUAUUUGUGCUAGCAGCAUGGCUUCAGUAAUGCUGGCCUGUCAGUCGGUCCACCACUUUGGUACGGAUGAAGUUUGGUACAGAUAUUCAUGGUGCCCUGAGAAUGAAUCUGAUGGACUCACUUUCCAUCUAGUGCUACCAUGAGGUUGACAUUAAUGUUCUCAUCGGGAUGAUCUGCGAUAACUUUGGUGAUCACUUAACUUUUCAUUAUCAUCAUUAUCAGGUCCAAUACAAGGUAAACUAUGUACUUGCUGUAUGGAUUUAUACUCUUUGUGUCGUUGGUAAUUCAAUGAUUUAUGCCACCUCUGAUGAGUUGAUAUAAUUAUCAGCAUGCUGUUGCAAUACGGCGCCUCCCAGUGAACAGACCACAUUCACACUACAUGCAACUUUAAAAUACUCUCCAUGAUGUUUGGAAUCAGUGUGCAAAGUUUCCACUUUCUAUCAUAAAAACUGCAGAAUGCUAAAUGAUUUCUGGAUCUUCUCCACCAGACAUUAAAUCAGAUUUUACAUUAUUCAGUGCCAUGUUUGGACAACAAGCGGUCAUGGCGUGGUAGGUUUUAAUGAAACAACAAGUGAACCGUUUCACACUAGAGGCCGAGCUGUCAUGUCUGUUUGGGGGGAAAGAAGCAUUAAAUGUAUUUUCAAAAGCCUAAAGUUCUAUAUUUAACAAUUUUAUAUGUUGUAUCUUUGUAGAAAACUUUAUUUAACACUCAUUUUGCUUCUCAUAAACUGGAUUGACAGCCAGCUACAGAACUUCGUUGCUGUUCAAAGCCACGCUUACAGUUUUUGACAGAGGUCUGUUCCUCAGCAGAAAUGGAGGAAGAGCUUUAAUGCCACUUUCUGAUAAAUGUCCCUCAAAGCAUUUAUAAGUUGUAACUAAUGCUUUAUCAAUUGUUAACAAAUAAACUAUUAAUGCUUUAUGGAUGUCAGGUGAAAGGAGGAUACACCAGACAAGAAUAAGGAUUUUUUUAAAACUGUAAAGUAUUAGUAAAUAAUUAAUUAACAUCAGUUAAGAUUAGAUACAACUUAUACCUGUUUUAUGAGAAAGUGGAAUUGAGUUUUCCUUCAGUUAUUGUGGGUGCAACAAAUCCCAAAAUCUGUCUGUAGGUCAUUGCCUUAUUCAUCUCGGUCUCCAUCAAGCGGAGGAGAUUAACUCACCGCCUCUGUUUUGAUGCUCUACCAUUAUUAACCAUAUUUUUCAUUAAACAGAAAACACAAGUUCA